UAGCGCCAUCUUCGUGCUUGUCAGUUCGCCGCGAACUGUUGUGUGGAUAGUGUCUACGACGUAUCCAAUUCCAAUAAUAUUAUCGCACCGGUUCCAAUUACACCGGUACACGCAAAUUUAAGGAUAAAAUAUAUACAUAACUCAAAAUAAGUGUCGAUUUAAUUCAUGUUUGUGUAGACCGAUUAGGUUUUUAUUCAAGUGCAUCAGUGAAUUCGUCUCGCGAUCUACGCGACUGCAUUUCUUUGGUGUGUGAGCUCGCUGACGUGUAAAAAGACACAAUGAACGGUCUCAACGGACAUAGCAACGGCGAGGUGAACGGAGCCGGCGACAUCAUCACGCAGAACCAGCAGCGCGGCUGGUGGACCAUCGGCCUCAUCAACUCCCGCUACCGGUACCUCACCGCGGAGACCUUCGGCUUCAAGAUCAACGCCAACGGGACCAGCCUCAAGAAGAAACAGAUCUGGACCUUGGAGCCGGCCGGGAACGCUAAUGAUAGUAUGAUAUACCUGCGCUCCCACCUGGACAAGUACUUGGCAGUGGACUCCUUCGGGAACGUCACCUGCGAGUCCGAGGAGAAGGAGGCCGGAAGCAAGUUUCAAAUCAGUGUGUCCGAUGACAACAGCGGCCGGUGGGCCCUCCGUAACGUAGAGCGCGGCUACUACCUCGGGUCCAGCUCUGACAAGCUCUGCUGCACUGCCAAAGUGCCAGGAGACGCCGAGCUGUGGCACGUGCACCUGGCCGCUAGACCACAGGUGAACCUCCGGUCCAUCGGGCGCAAGCGCUUCGCUCACCUGUCGGAGACGCUGGAUGAGAUCCACGUGGACGCCAACGUGCCCUGGGGAGAGGAUACCCUGUUCACGUUGGAGUUCAGGGCCGACGAGGGCGGCAAGUACGCACUGCAUACGUGCAAUAACAAAUACCUGAGCGCUGGCGGGAAGCUCCUGGACACGUGCACACCACUGUGCCUGUUCAGCGCGGAGUACCACGCCGGGGCGCUGGCGCUCCGCGACGGCACCGGGGCGUACCUCGCGCCCAUCGGCUCCAAAGCGGUCCUGAAGACCAGAUCUACUGCCGUCACCAGGGACGAGCUGUUCUCGCUGGAAGACAGCCUCCCGCAGGCAGCCUUCGUGGCGGCAUUGAACGAGAAAUACGUCUCCGUUAAACAAGGUGUGGACGUGACUGCGAACCAGGACGAGAUCUCGUCUCACGAGACGUUCCAGCUGGAGUUCGACUGGGCGACGCGCCGCUGGUACAUCCGCACCAUGCAGGACCGCUACUGGACCCUGGAGACCGGCGGUGGCAUCCAGGCCAGCGGGGACAACAAGUCGUCAAAUGCUCUGUUCGAGCUGGAGUGGCAGGGCGACGGUGCGGUGGCCUUCAGGGCCAACAACGGCAAGUACCUGAACACCAAGCGCUCGGGACACCUGUACGCCAACGCGGACUCCAUCGAUGACAACUGCAAAUACUACUUCUAUCUCAUCAACAGGCCUAUCUUGGUGCUGAAGUGCGAGCAAGGGUUCGUGGGGCCCAAGGGUGUGAAGCUAGAGUGUAACAAGGCCAACUACGAAACCAUUCAGGUCAUCCGCGGACCCAAGGGCGCCGUUUACUUCAAAGGACAAAACGGCAAAUACUGGCACGCGGACAGCGAGAGCGUGACGUGCGACUCGGACUCGCCGCAAGGCUUCCACCUGGAGCUGCGUGAGCCCACACGCCUCGCAAUCCGCGCGGCCGCCUCGCGCGAGUACCUCGCUGCCGCCAAAAACGGCAACUUCCGCCUCGUCGGCACCGACCUCAGCACCGCCACGCACUGGGAGUACUAAAUCAGCCCCCCCGUAGAGAUUCGCUUGACGCUCGGCCACCCCACAACCAACAAACCGGCUCGGUUCGCUCGAAUGAAUCUCUUUACUCCACAAUACUCUUCCAAUAGCGUAUCCGAGUUAGAAUUUUUACGUUUUGGAAUCUGCUAGCGAUUUGGCGUGGGACUUAAUUUAUCGGUUGAGAAUGUGAAACGCCGCAUGUGAGCGCGUCCGCAGUUGACGCCAUCUUGAACUUUCCUGCCGCCAUUACGCGUAGAUUGUACACAAGAUGGCGGCGUCCGAACGACCCAAUCAGCUGAUUCCGGGAGAAUCUGCUGCCAAUGGUAUUAUAUAAUGUGAAAAAGGGAAUGUUAGUCAAUGCUCGGAAGCAUUGUCGACGCACAUUCUGCAGAAAAAAAAAGUGGUAAUCACGAGGGCGUCAACUGCGGCGCGCCGGCCGGAUUUGCAUUUAAUACGUUAAGGUAUAUGUCGCGCGAGUGCGCGAAUGUGAUCAAAUGAAAAUAUCGCUUCACUUAAUUAUAUUGUAAUCAUAGAUUUAUUUUUCUCUAUUCUCUAUAGAUCUGCCGUCAUUAUUGCUUCAUUCAAAUUAUAUAUAUAUAUUUUUAAUGUUUUGUGACCGUCGCUCGUGCUUGGAAAUUAUUUAUUUUUAGGUUAACGAUAAUUAUUAGUAUCGGGGGACAUUAUUGGAUAUUUGGAGACUAUUUAUUGGGUAUAUUAGUGUCUAGUCGAUGGAUUUUAUACAUUUGUACCGGCACAAGGCGACAACGCCAUCUCUCGUAGGUUAGUGAAAUGUUAACAUCGUGAGACUGAUGCCUACAGAGUUGAGACAACAGUAAAUUCAUUGUUCCGUAAUUAAUUUAAGUUCAACAGGGAUUGACGCAAUACCAGACGCGUGCGCAUCUCGUUAGGAGAGCGUGAUACUGGCAGCGUUGACGCAAUGUUUGUGGCCCGUACGUUGCUCAAAUCGUAAUACCGCACGGAGUCUGGCCUAUAACUAGUUAAUGGAUAUAAGACUAGUUAAGUUAUUGUAAGUAACAUUAAUAGGAUUAAGCUUUGUAUGGGACACCGCUUCCGAUAGUCGUCCGGCCCAUGAUAUCGCGUACUUGAGGCCUUCACCCGGGAGAUUUUUUACUUUUUUACAUGUGAACACAUUUUGUAAUACUGGUGCGUAAUAUAUGUCUUGUAUAUAAGCGAUUAUAUAAGUGUAACCGUAUGUAUGUACUCCCGGCGCGUUACUUGCCCCGCGGGAAAAGUAUCUCGUAAAUUUGUAAUCAUGUUUUUUUUAUAAUAAACAAAAUGUUUACAUAAGUAUCUGUACUGCAACAUUGCUGAUCCUGAAAUUUAUUAUUUGUACGAUAAUGUCUUUGUAAACUAUUAAUUAAUAAAUUAUAAUCAUAUUGUA
Molecule: messenger RNA, 3219 nt
Organism: Galleria mellonella (greater wax moth)
Lineage: Eukaryota; Metazoa; Arthropoda; Insecta; Lepidoptera; Pyralidae
Gene: singed
Product: protein singed
Exons: 10
Coding region: 279-1820 (513 amino acids)
Biological process (GO): establishment or maintenance of cell polarity; actin filament bundle assembly; cell migration
Cellular component (GO): actin cytoskeleton; cytoplasm
Molecular function (GO): actin filament binding; protein-macromolecule adaptor activity
Source: RefSeq, a predicted model, not a curated record